This is a messenger RNA of Rosa rugosa (rugosa rose), 2041 nucleotides long. RefSeq lists its product as uncharacterized. The coding region runs from base 1 to 1953 and encodes 650 amino acids. Gene Ontology annotation, molecular function: mRNA guanylyltransferase activity; ATP binding; protein tyrosine/serine/threonine phosphatase activity. The record is from RefSeq and is a predicted model, not a curated record. Gene Ontology annotation, biological process: 7-methylguanosine mRNA capping; dephosphorylation. NCBI's taxonomy places the organism in Eukaryota, Viridiplantae, Streptophyta, Magnoliopsida, Rosales, Rosaceae. The transcript has a single exon.
AUGGUCUCCAGAGACUUCCACUUGAGUUCAUUACAAUCACCCGCACCAAACCCAGAACGCAGCGAUAGCGAAGAGAGACAGUGUAAGCGAUUGAAACCAGAUCAAGGUAGUUCAUAUACCCACAGAUCAGUACUAUCUCAGCUGCGUCCUUCAUAUGAAUCUUUUAAAACUCCCAAGUCUUAUGACACAUCUAAGCUCCCCUCUGGGUGGUUGGAUUGCUCAUCGUUUGGUGAAGAGCUAGAUUGCAUGAUACCUUCUAAAAUGCCACUAGGUGAAUCCUACAAUGUCUUUGUUCCUCAUGGUAAGAGAUACUCAUUCAAGCAAGUGAUUGAGGCACAGAGAUGUCGGCGAAGAAAACUCGGUUUGGUUAUCGAUUUGACCAACACAACUCAUUACUAUCGGACGUGUGAUUUGGUGAAAAUGGGUAUCAAGCAUGUCAGGAUUCCAUGCAAUGGCCGGAAUUCUGUACCGGACAACUUUUCGGUGAAUCGUUUCGUAUACGAGGUUAUGCGAUUCAAAGAGUACUACCCAGAGAAGUAUAUCCUUGUGCAUUGUACACAUGGACACAAUCGCACAGGGUACAUGAUCAUACAUUACUUGAUGCGCACGCAACCAAUGAGGACGGUCACUCAAGCAAUAAAAGAUUUUGCUCAAGCGCGUCCUCCGGGAAUAUAUAAACCUGACUACAUCAAUGCAUUGUACUCAUUCUAUCAUGAAAUGAAGCCUGUGGAAUUUGUUUGCCCACCUUCUCCUGAGUGGAAGAGAUCUUCGGAAUUUGUGCCAGACGACAAUGAUCAAAUUUUGAAAAAUAGUCAUCAGGAUAGGGAUACAGAUGGUGUAGUAAUAACUAAUGAUGAUAUCCUGGGUGACGAUAUACCUGAUGACCAGCAAGAGGAACUGCGGAGGUUGUGCUACAAACUUCUUAAGGCCUUUCCCAGGGUAAGAGGAAGAUGGCAAUUCCCAGGGUCACACCCAGUUUCUCUUAACUGGGAGAAUCUACAGUUGUUGAGGCAACAGUCUUACUAUGCCACUUGGAAAGCUGAUGGAACCCGUUAUAUGAUGUUAAUAACUAUACAUGGAUGUUACUUGAUUGAUAGAAGCUUCAAUUUUAGGAGGGUUCAAAUGAGGUUUCCCCGCAAACACUUAAAUGGUUCUACUGAGAAGAGUACUCACCACUGCACGUUACUAGACGGGGAGAUGGUGAUCGAUACUGAGCACCUGCCAGGUCCACAGAAGAAGCAGACCAGAAGAUACCUUGUUUAUGAUAUGAUGGCACUCAACAACGGUUCUGUGGUAGAGUGGCCUUUUCAGGAGCGGUCGAAGAAGAUUGAGGAGCAAGUAAUUGAGCCUCGGACUAAUGACCAGCGCCGAGUUUUCGAAAGUAGGAGCAAUAAUCCUGACUACAGAUAUGACUUGGAACCAUUCAGGGUGAGGAUGAAGGGCUUUUGGCCACUCUCUAAGGUGAAGAAGAUUUUGAAGGAGUUCAUCCCAAAGCUUUCACAUGAUGCAGAUGGCGUGAUCUUUCAGGGUAUGGACGAUCCUUAUGUUAUCAGAAAACAUGAACGCCUUGUGAAGUGGAAAUACCCGGAAAUGAACUCGGUUGAUUUUCUUUUCGAGGUAGGUGGUGAUGGUCGGCAACUGCUUUAUCUGUAUGCAUAUGGAGAAAAGCAACUAAUGAAAGGAGAGAGGGUUGCAUUUAAGGAUAGUUCGGAACACUACUCUUUUUAUUCGGGAAAAAUAAUAGAGUGUUUUCGGGAUUCUGAGAAAAAAGAAUGGGUCUACAUGCGGAGCAGGACAGAUAAAUCGACUCCAAAUGAUGUAGAGACCUACAAAAAGGUAAAGAAAAGCAUAGAGGACAAUAUCACGGAGGACGUCUUACUGAAGGAGAUAGAUAACAUCAUUCUUCUGCCUAUGUAUGUUGAGCAGCAUGCAAAUUCAGCACGGUUGAGAUGAUGAGCAAAAGCAGCGGUCAAUUUCUAUGUUAUUACCAGAGUUAUUUGGUUGUAACAUUCGGAUGAGUGAAAUUUUCUUGUAUAUUGUG